AUGCAAAAGUGGCUCGUUCUGUUCAGCUUCCUCGGAAUCGCUGAGGUGGUACGGUGUGGAAGCUACUACAUUCCAGACGCAGUGAAAGAUUGGUUCGAGGCGGUGGAAUUUUGCCAUGAAUUAGAGAUGCGAUUGGCCGUGGUCGAUUCGGCGGAAAAACAGCAUGCGAUAGUUGAGGCCAUACGUUCUUCCGAUGUAUUCAACCCGAACAGAAUGGAUCUUUGGAUAGGGGCAAACGACCUGGACCAGGAGGGACGGUUCGUUUGGCAGGCCACAGGUGAGGGGCUGGGCUACACUAACUGGAAACCCACCAUGCCCGACGAUCAUUUGUUGAACGAAGACUGUGUCCACCUGCACUACACACCGUUCAAUGAUUUCCAGUGGAAUGAUUACAUUUGCUAUAAAAAGUUGUAUUUUGUAUGUGAACAGUAG
This is a messenger RNA of Ochlerotatus camptorhynchus, 432 nucleotides long. RefSeq names its product perlucin-like. The record is from RefSeq and is a predicted model, not a curated record. Lineage: Eukaryota; Metazoa; Arthropoda; Insecta; Diptera; Culicidae. Bases 1 to 432 code for a protein of 143 amino acids. Gene Ontology annotation, molecular function: signaling receptor activity. The transcript is spliced from 2 exons.